AGUUGGAGGGUAUAAGGGAGUCAGUGCCGGGCUGUAACUCCUUAUUCUUUUUCUCAGCUCUUGUAGGUACUCUGUUCGUGGUUUGUGAAGCAACAGAGUAAGGUUCAAGGACUGACUCAGGUAACAGAGUCAGGUAGAGGACUUGUUAAAACCACCCGAUUGGAGAAAAGGACAGCACCGUGGAGCCCAGAGUUAAUACAAGGAAGAGCUGCUGGCCCGCCAGUCCCCCAACUCCAGCCUUCAGCUGCCCUAUCUAGGCCUCCAGGGGAGGGGGUACAAUCUGAACCCCUCAGAAUGAGGGCGACCCUGGGCCGCCAAAGCUCCUUGCUCCUCCUCCUCCUCCUUUCUGCAGCCGGAGGCAUCUCCAAGAGAGAAGAGUGUGACUGCAAUGGAAAAUCCAAUCAAUGCAUCUUUGACCCGAAACAGUUUGGGAAGCCAGAAAAUAGACUCCGUUGCCUUAACUGCAAAGACAAUACAGCUGGGGUACACUGUGAGAAAUGCAAAGAGGGGUUUUACCGUCAGUGGGACCAAGACCCGUGUCUGCCCUGCAACUGCAACUCCAAAGGCACUCUCAACCCUCAGUGUGACCGCUACGGACAAUGCAGCUGUAAACCAGGGGUGAUGGGUGAAAAAUGCGACAGAUGCCAGCCUGGCUUCCACUCCCUCACAGAGACUGGGUGCAAGGCCAACAGGCUCCAGCAGAUCUCUGGAUGUGACUGUGACCCUGCUGGCGGCAUGGGGCAGUGUGACGCCAAUCGCUGUGUCUGCAAGGUUGCGGUUGUUGGGGAGCGAUGUGACAGGUGUCGGUCUGGCUACUACCACCUGGAUGCAGGAAACCCCAAGGGCUGUAUCCAGUGUUUCUGCUAUGGCCACUCAGCCAGCUGCAGAAGUUCCAGGAAUUACAGUGUCUAUAACAUCACCUCUGUCUUUCAUAAAGAUGUGGAAGGUUGGAGGGCCGUUCUCAGAAAUGGGUCCCCCAGGCAGCUCCAGUGGUCUCCACGGCACCAAGAUGUGUUCAUCACUGUCAGAAAAUCUGAUCCCGUUUACUUUGUGGCACCUGGCAAGUUUCUUGGGAACCAACAAGUGAGCUAUGGGCAGACCCUGUCCUUCGAUUACCGGGUGGACCGAGGAGGACGGCGCCCAUCCAAUCAUGAUGUGAUCCUGGAGGGGGCUGGUUUACGCAUCACCGCACCCUUAAUGUCCCCGGGGAAAACACUCCCCUGUGGCAUCACCAAGACAUACACGUUCAGAUUGGACGAGGACCCAAACAGUGGAUGGAGUCCCCAGCUGAGUUCUUUUGAGUUUCGCAGACUUUUGCGGAACCUGACAUCGCUCCAGAUCCGGGCCUCAUAUGGAGAUUACAGCACCGGAUACAUUGAUAACGUCAUCCUCAUCUCUGCUCGGCCAGUCUCAGGAGAACCAGCUCCCUGGGUUGAAGAGUGUAUGUGCCCCAACGAGUACCAAGGUCAUUUCUGCGAGGAGUGUGCUCCUGGAUUCAAGAGAGAUUCUGCCCAGCUUGGACCCUUCAGUACCUGUGUACCCUGCGACUGCCAGGGCGGGGGGACCUGUGAUCCUGAAACUGGGGAAUGUUAUGCUGGGGAUGAAAACCCAGAUAUCGACUGCUCUGACUGCCCCAUUGGUUUCUACAAUGACCCCCAGGACCCCCGCAACUGUAAGCCAUGCCCCUGUCAAAAUGGCUUCAGCUGCUCAGUGAUACCGGAGACGGAGGAGGUCAUCUGCAACAACUGCCCUCAAGGGAUCACCGGUACUCGCUGCGAACUCUGUGCUGACGGCUACUUUGGAGACCCCUUUGGGGAACAAGGACUGGUAAGGCCUUGUCAGCCUUGCCAGUGCAACAAUAACAUUGACCCUAGUGCUUCUGGGAACUGCAACCACUUGACUGGAGAGUGUUUGAAGUGCCUCUACAACACCACUGGCUUCUCCUGUGACCAGUGCAGAGAUGGCUACUUCGGGAACCCCCUGGCCCCCAACCCAACAAACAAGUGUCAAGUUUGCAACUGUGACUCUGUGGGUUCAGACCCCCUAGACUGUCAGGAUGACGGGACCUGCAUCUGCAAGCCAGGGUUCGAGGGCCCCACUUGCAAGAUCUCAUCUUUGGACUGCCCAGCCUGCUACAACCAAGUGAAAACUGAGAUGGACCAGUUGUGGCUUCAGAUACGAGAUUUGGAGGUGCACCUCGGGGGUGCCCCCGGGCCCAACACAGAGGUAGAAAGAAGGAUGCAUCAAGUGGAAGAGACCCUUCAGAAUAUCCUGAGAGAAGCUCAAAUCUCCGAAGUCACUGACAGGAACAUGAUGCGUAACCUGUCUCAAGUGAGAGCCCCGGAAAUCAACUUCCAAAGCCGCUUGGAGGCGAUCAAGAGGAUGGUGCAGGAGAUACAGACUCUUGACAACCAAAGUCAAGACACCAGAAGGUGGAUCACAGAGCUCAAUGGGAUCUUGGAAGAAAGCAAAACCUUCCUGAGAAUCAUGGCUUUCCCGCCUUCCCUUUCCUCCAGUGGACUGCGUGUCUUGAUAGAUCUGGCCCAGAAGGCCGAGGAGCUGGCAGACAGCCAAGUGGAAUCGUCCAACAGAAUGGAGCAACUGACCAGGGAAAUAGAGCAUUAUUCCAAACAAGCCCUGGAGUUGGUGCGGGGCACCGGGAGUGGAGGGGAAGGCGGAGGCGGCAGCGUGGGCAACUCCGUCGUGCCAGAGCUUCGGAGAAAAUUGGAAGGUGCCAAGUCUCGGGUCAAACAGCUGGAGACGAAGGCCUCUCAAGGGGACUUGGAAGCAGACAGGUCUUAUCAUCACAGCCAUCGCGUGCUCAACUCAGCAUCUCAAUUACAGGGGCUCGACGGGUGGUCAGUUCAGGAGGAAGUCAACCGGAUCAGACAGGACGCAGACACUCUAUCCAAUCAGGUGACCAAACAUAUGACUGAGUACAAGCAAGUGAAAAGCAACCUGGGAAGCUGGGAGCAGGAAACCCUUCAGUUGUUCCAGCAAGGAAAGAGUGAAAGACAGAAAUCGGAUCAGCUGCUAUCCAGGGCUAACCUUGCCAGAAGCCGUGCCCAGGAGGCAAUGAGCAUGGGCAAUGCCACUUUUUACGAAGUUGAGAGCAUUUUGAAGAAUCUCCGGGAGUUUGACCUGCAGGUGGGUGACAAGAAGAAAGAAGCUGAGGACGCCAUGAGGCGACUCCCUAUCAUAAGCCAGAAAGUCACAGCUGCCAACCGUCAGACAGAGCAAGCAGAAGGAGCCCUGGGCGGUGCUGCUUCUGACGCCAGCCUGGCCAAGAAGAUGGCGGAUGAGACACUGGCGAUCACCAGUAACGUCGAGCAGGAGAUAGGGAGGCUGACCUUGGAAGCCAAUAAGACAGCAGAUGGAACUUUGGCUCUGGAAAACGAGCUAGAUGGUCUGCAGAAUGACAUGGCAGUAACCGAAGGGGAGCUGAAAAAGAAAGAACAGGAGUUCGAUGGGGGAGAUGCCGCCAUUCGGGGGGUGAAUGAAGAAGUGGAAAGAGCUGACACCAGGGCCAAAAGUGCCCAACUCACCAUACAAGAGACCAUCCAUGCCCUUCAAAGCAUCAGGAGCAUCAUGGACCAGCCUGACACUGUGGAUGAGAAGGAAUUGGGGUUGCUGGAGCAGAAACUUAGCCAAGCCAAAUUCAAGGUCAACAUGACACUGAAGCCCUUAAUGUUGGAUUUGGAGGAAAGGGCUCGUGGGCAGAAAAAACAUCUCCAGCUGCUGGAAACGAACAUAGAAGGGAUCCUAGCCGACAUAAAGAACCUGGAGGACAUCCGUAACAGCCUGCCCCCGGGCUGCUACAACACCCAGGCUCUUGAGCAGCCUUGACACCGACAGACCCACAGAGUCCCGUCCCUGUUUCUCAGGUCACAGACUUCAGGGCGGAGUGGGAUGGGUGGGGUGGGGGUUGGGGUGGCCAGUCACGCUUGCCUGACCCCGCCCCACUCCGGUCCAUCGAGCCCCGACCCCAGCUCCGGCGGAUCGGCAGAGCUCCCGGUUCGGCGGAUGCCGGGUUGCAAGGUGAUCCUGUUUGCUUCCCAAGGUGGGGCUGUGAAGCAGAUGGCAUUGCAUUGUCAUUGGGGUCUGGGAGCCCAAACUCCAGAAGUGGGAAGGAGGAGAGGGCUGUCUGGGUGGGGGAAGUGGAUGGAGAGCAGACUCUUAGUCAAUCUACACAGGGAGUCAAGUCCGGAGACCGGGGUUGGGAUCAGACUGCCUCUGUGCUUCCAGGGCAAGCCCAUCCCACCUUGCCUUUUCCUCCUUAGCUGGGGGGCUGGGGAAGGCGAGGGGGAGACAGAGAGGAGAACAGAGCAGGGGGCCCUGCAUUGUUUACAUUUCGGAAUGACUGAGGCACCAAUGUCCAGAGCCCUUACUCCCUCGGCUUGGUGCAGGAGUAUCAGUGAAUUUGACCUUCCUCUCUGUUAAGUCUGACUUUCAUUAGGGCAUCUGCUGUCAUUUGACUCAAGUAUUACUGGCCUUCCAGAGAGAGAAAAGAGGGGACGGGCUCACCUCUCAGUAGUAAGGCAGUCAGAAGACAGCAUCUAGGUUUAAGUAGUUGAGAAGGGGGAAAACCUUCAGGAAGAAAAAUCGGCUGAUUUGACCCUCGACCUCAUUGAAAACUGCUUAAACAACCCUCCUCAGCCUGGACUGGAGAGUGGACCCUGUCUGUUCAACACAGGGCCUUGGAGUUUACUGGACCCAUCUCCACUGCAGGCUCGGGAGGCAAUCGGCGCUGACCAUCUCCUUGUUAUGGCUUUUCCCCUCAACUUUGGGAUGGGCGUGUUCAAUAAAAAACUGUGAUUCAGCU
Molecule: messenger RNA, 4822 nt
Organism: Ornithorhynchus anatinus (platypus)
Lineage: Eukaryota; Metazoa; Chordata; Mammalia; Monotremata; Ornithorhynchidae
Gene: LAMC2
Product: laminin subunit gamma 2
Exons: 24
Coding region: 295-3846 (1183 amino acids)
Molecular function (GO): extracellular matrix structural constituent
Source: RefSeq, a predicted model, not a curated record